AGUAGCGCUUCUCCGCGAAGCUAAAAUCCGAUCGGAGCAGAGCCCCCACCGCUCCGCCGCGUCCCCGCAUGGCGCGCUCGUCGCGGCUCCUCUUCUCCUCCGCCUCCGCGGCGCGCGCCGCCGCCGCCGCCGACGAUGACGACGACGGCUCCGGCGACGGAGCGUCCGACGACGAGGAGCCGGGCGAGGUGAUCGAGUCGGCGCCGCCGCUCCGCGUGGGGGAGGAGAGAUCGCUCGGCGUCGGCGGCCUCAGGAAGAAGCUCCUCAGGCGCGGCCGCGGUUGGGAGACCCCCGUCCUCGGCGACGAGGUCACAGUUCACUACGUGGGCAUGUUGCUCGAUGGGACAAAGUUCGAUUCCACCAGGGAUCGGGGGGAGCCUCUCACUUUUAAGCUCGGCCACGGAGGGUUGGUUUCUGGGUUGGAACAAGGGAUAACUACAAUGAACAAACGGGAACUAGCACUGUUCACAUUGCCUUCUUCUUUGGGUUAUGGAGAGAGUGGAGCUCAAGGCGUUCCUCCUGGUGCUGAUAUUCAAUUUGAGGUGGAACUUAUAUCUUGGAUUGCAGUGGUGGAUAUCUGUAAGGAUGGUGGAAUAGUCAAGAAAAUUCUCUCAAGUGGGGAUGAUACGCAAACAAGGGAUCUCGACGAAGUUACAGUCAAGUACCGAGUUAUGCUACAGGAUGGUUCAGUUGUUGCAAAAUCACCGGAAGUAGGAUUAGAGCUUUACAUUAAUGAAGGGCUUUUGUGUCCAGCAUUGCCAAAGGUCCUAAAGACAAUGAGAAGAGGAGAGAGGGCCGUUGUAACUGUUCAACCACAAUAUGCAUUUGGAGAGCAGGGUAGAGAUGCUGAAGAUGGAUUUCCAUCUAUUCCUCCAAACGCCAUACUGAAUAUUGAUAUAGAACUAGUUUCUUUAAAGCCUGUAGUUGAUGUUACUGGUGACAUGAAGGUCAUUAAAAAGAUACUGAGGGCAGGUGAAGGGACUCGUAGACCACGUGAUGGGGAGACUGUUCAAAUUAGAUGCAUUGGCAUGCUGGAGGAUGGCACUGUCUUUGAGAAGCUUGGCUUCGACGGAGGACUUUUUGAAUUCAUUCUAGAUGAAGAACAGGUAACAGCCGGAUUAGAUAGAGCUGUGGCUACAAUGUUGAAGGGCGAACUUUCUCAAGUAACUGUGGAGCCAGAGUAUGCAUUUGGAAACAAUGAAAUUAAGCGCGAUAAUAUAACUAUUCCUGGUUGCACGACAUUAAUGUAUGAAGUGGAGCUUGUAGACUUUACAAAGCAGGAGAAAGAAUUACAGGAGAUGAGUGCCAGUGAAAAGAUAGAAGCUGCGGAGAAAACAAAGAAUUCAGGGAAUGAACUGUAUAAAAGCGGCAAGUUUCAUCGAGCUGCAAAAAAGUACGAUAAGGCCAUUAACUAUAUUAAUGAUGACGAGCCCUUUGAACAUGGUGAGGAAAAGGUAGUUAAAACCCUGAGAACUUCGUGCUGGUUGAACCAUGCAGCAUGCUGCCUUAAAUUACGAGAAUUUCAGGAGACAAUCGGGUUAUGCUCAAAGGUACUAUAUAUUGAGUCGUGCAAUGUGAAGGCCUUAUAUAGACGAGCACAAGCGUAUAUUGAAUAUUCGGAUUUGGACUUAGCUAAGCUGGAUAUUCAGAAAGCGCUUGAAAUUGACCCGCACAAUAGGGAGGUGAAAGCAUUACAGAGUACUCUGAGAAAGCUUCAGGUUGAGAGCAAUAAGAGAGAUGCUAAGCUCUAUGCAAACAUGUUUGAGCGAAUGAGUAAGGAUGCGGAUGUUGCUCUGAAGAAACUCAAGGUCGAAAAGGCACACAGCGACGACGAAAGCGAUGAUGCUUCAGUUCACGCAAUGAUCAUAGAGCACCCAAAAAGAAAUGAGGCCGAGAAAGCACAAGAAGAGGUUAGAGGAGACACAGAGCAUCAAGCAAUGGAAGCAGAGCCUUCUUUGGCUAAUGCAACUGUUACCUGAAUCAGGAUUGUAGUAUAUAAAAUUAUAUGUGAAAUUUGGAUGCAAAGUAUGCUUUGGAUAUAUAUUUUUUUCUUUUUCUUUUUUUUUCAGUUUGUCCAAGUUAAUAGCGAAAAAACUCAACAUAUGCAUCAUAAACUAAUCUAAAUUAUUCCAUUUUAUUC
Ananas comosus (pineapple) is the source of this 2140-nucleotide messenger RNA. Its product is annotated as peptidyl-prolyl cis-trans isomerase FKBP62-like. The transcript has 14 exons. The coding region runs from base 69 to 1979 and encodes 636 amino acids. NCBI's taxonomy places the organism in Eukaryota, Viridiplantae, Streptophyta, Magnoliopsida, Poales, Bromeliaceae. The record is from RefSeq and is a predicted model, not a curated record. Gene Ontology annotation, molecular function: protein binding; peptidyl-prolyl cis-trans isomerase activity.